AAGAGAAUCAAAUUUAACUUUUUGUUUUUUAAUGAGGUGAUAUCAAUCUCAGAAACCUUAGUUGGCAAAACUUUUUUAAGCUCUGAUGGAUUUAUCCAGUAAGAUAACAAGCCUGUAACUGUCUUACUCUCUUUUAGCCUGGUGUUGGCUUCCAGCAUAAAUAAAGUGUCUGCCACAUUUCUUCUUCUUCUUCAUCGUUCUCAUUGUUAUGUUGGAGUGUUCAUAUGACUAGACCAGUACAUGAGAUGAACUGCGCAGUGGUUUCCAAAUCAGGGAGCUCUCCAUAUAGUUUUCUUUCUAUUGGGGUGAUUUGGGGCCAAUGUCUUAUGCAGGCCUCUUGGUAGAGAGAGCAGUUUUGGAGGACGUGGUCGGCAUUUUCUGGUGAUACUCCACAUGGGCAGAUUUCACUGGUUCCAAUUUUGAGCUUCCGGAACAUGUGUUGUCGCAUUCUGUUGUGUCCGGUCCUGAGUCGAAAGAUUAGACGUUGGUCUUGUCGGGAUAGCUUAUAGUAAGUGUCAUCUUUCUUGUGAUUUGGAUGGGAGCUCGUCCAUUUCUCAUUUAUUUUAUCUACAAUUAAUUUCUUCAUUUCUUCUGGAUAGAGUGCAGAGUUUACUUGUGAGUUUGUUCUCCCACUCUUGGCGAGUGUGUCAGCCUUCUCAUUUCCUGCUAGUUGUAUGUGAGCUGGUAUCCAUUGGAUAACAGUUUUUUUGCUGUUGUUGUUGAGCUUUGUAAGUGCUGUUCUGAGGUUUUUAAUAUGAGGGGAAUCAGAGUUUUGCAAGCUUUGGAGGGUUGUUUUCACAUCUGUUAGAAAGACAAUCUGACUGUGAGGGGAACUUGGAUGAUUUGCUAACAUGGUAGCAGCUAGUGCUAGUGCUUCCCUUUCUGCUCUGUGACUGUCAGAGAACUCUCCAGUUGCAAUGGAUUUUUCUAGUUUUCCUCCAUCUGGCCAUUCGAUAAGUAUUCCAGCUCCUCCAUUUGUGGUGGCUUUAUGGGAUGAGCCAUCCGUGUAAACUCUGAUCCACUGAUUGCUAGGGUAAUUGGUAUUUAGAAAACAGUUCACUAUUUCCUUGAGCUCUGUUGGUCUGUAAUCAGAUUUUCUUUUUAUGUUUUCAAUAUGGUCCCUUGUAGUAGGAAGAGGGCUUUCAUCCCAGGGUAGAGAUUCAUUAUAGUGUAUUGAGGAUUCCAGAGUAAUUUUUUCAAGUUGGUGUUUCUUUUUUAGGUUUAGAGAUUCCUGUAUGAAAUUGGUCCUUUUGAGACGUUUUUUUGUGCCAGUUUUGUGGAUUUUUGUUCUGAGUGGGUGCCUCUCCAAGGUUUCCAAUUUAGUGAAUUGGGAAAGGAUUUUUAUUUCUCUUCUUUCAUCCAGAGAGAUCAGGGCAGCGGUUUCCUCCAUAGCUCUUAUGGGUGUUGUGUUGUUUUUAUUGCUCCUGUCAUUAUCCUUUGACCAAUAUUUUGAACCUUGUCUAUUUUUCUUAGGUUGGUUUGGGCUGCUGAGCCCCAUGCUGUGGCACCAUACAGGUCUUACAUAACUGGUAUAGGUCUUUUUCAGGAUGUUGUGAUUAGCUCCCCAAUCUGUGCCAGCUAAUUUUUUCAAGAGGGAUAGUCUCUGGAUGCCUUUACUCUGUGUUUUAUCUAUUUGGUUUUUCCAGGUUAGUCUCGGGUCAUAGGUGACUCCAAGAUAAGUAGGGCUGUCAUUUUUUUCUAAAGCUUCCAAAUCUAAUGUUAAUUUUAUUGUUUGUUGUUUUGUUGACAGUGAGAAUAUGGUAUAUGUGGUCUUUUUUGUGUUGAUGGACAUGCCCCAGUCUUUGGACCAAUUAUUGAGUUUAUCAAGAGCAUCUUGUAAUCGAAAUUUCGAUGUUCCUACAUAUUCUUCUGUGCUAAUUAUGGCAAGGUCAUCUGCAUACAUGCUGCUUUUAACUUUUCUAGGAUUUUACAUGUGAUGCUGGUAAGCAUAUGCCCUGCACUCUACAUUCGAUCUUGUCACUGGUUACCCAGCAUACAGAGACAAAGAAUAUGAACAUUUGCAAAGUUGCACUAUAUCUCCUGGAAUACCAGUAAAUAGAAAUACUGUUUCAGCAAAUGAAGUCAACUUCAUACAGAAUCUAGUUUUUUAUGUGGAGAGAACUUAUAGAACACCUGACUAUGACUAUGGGAAAGAGGAAAUAUAACAAUAAAAGCACAGAGAUUCAUGCCAGUUGGCAUUGCUAGAGCAGCAUUAAGACAGUCAAUGAAUGCAACUUAUUUGGUGAGCAUGGAGCCACCUGGUCUGGGAUUUUUGUUAAUAUUGAUGCCCACCACAGGAACAGAACAAUCUUACCCUGGGAAUCAAACUCUGAGAACACUGAUGCCUCUCUUCUAUUGAGUGUAAGUUGGCCUGCAUUAGCCAUAAAUGAAGAUGAUGUUAGAAUGAAUACAAUUGAGAAGGUCCUUCGCAAGUUAAAAGGCAACUUUGGUAUCAAACAUUUUCCUAGAGAUAGGUACAAAACAGCUAUAGAGGACAAAAAUAGAAAGUAUUACCGCCCUGCUGAAAUAAAGUUUAUAAGCACAGUAAGACUUUCUGAUCUUUUGGCAUCAUUUUACUAAGCUCAGAAGACAGAAACUGCCAGACAGUCUGCUCUGAACUCCCAAGAGUACUCAAAUUACCAGGCCCCUUCAUAUGUUGACCUAACAAAGUCAAAGUUGCCAAGGAGAGUUGAGUAAAUAGAAGCAUACUGAUGGAUAUCCUAACUUCAUGUUAUUAAUGGGCUACUGAGGAGUUAUAUAUUAUAGCCUGAUAUACAAGUACCUUUACAAGUUCUAUCUCUCCAAGAACUGGAUUAUAUUAAUUUGAACUAACAGAAGCCCCUAGUAAGUAAUUAUCUUGGAUUACCUAGUUGUGAACUUCCUAACCACUGUGGAUUAUUUUGUGGAUUACUUGACAGAACUGGUAUUAAUUGUAAAUUUGAGCAUUUGAGCCAUCUUAUGGCAUUGAACUGGAUUAUUUUUCUACUAACACUUUAAUGCUCAUAGUGACGUGUAUUCUUAAAUUGGAUUACUUAUACAUGGAUUAUUAUUCUUAAAUUGGAUUACCUAUACAUGGAUUAUUAGUCAACCACCCAAGCUAUAUUUGCAUCUAACAAGCUACAAGAGAGAAGAGGAUUAAACUACACGAGUCAACAAGAAAAGAGUCUGUAAGUGAUUAUUAACAAAUUAAAUACAUGCAUAUGAUUAUAAAGUACAUGGAUUUUGCUUUGAUAUAGCAGUAAUUAAACUUGAUUGUUAGUAGAGUUAGUAAUUGAUAACUCUUGGCAUUCUUGGAGCCAUAUUUUGAUUUCAUUUUUCUAAGUGUUCUUUUAGGGGUGGCUGGAGAGGGACUAUUUUAUGAACUAUCAUAACAUAGGAUCUAUUAGGGUCUAUCCUAUUUGUUCUCUGACCUCUAUAAGGCCCAAUGCGUUUGAGGCUCUCCUUGUUGGUACGGAGGUCAUAGAAUAUAGUGGGAAAAUAUUUAUUUAGCUGUUGAGUCUUGUUUGUAUUUCUGUCAGUGUACUUAAUCUGUAUCUAUAUUGUUGUUUGUUUAAAAGUCCUGUAUCCAUAUAUCUGUAUUUCUCCUGUCAUAUUUCUACUUUUUAUUAAUUUCUUUAAAAGCAGACUGUGUUGUUCUCUAUAUUGUUUCUGUGUUUGUCUUUUUUACUUAUAUUGUACAUAUAUUUUUGUUUCUUUUACUAAUUUACAUUUUUUUACUAUUUUACUUUGGCACAACAGCACAUAUGCAUAACAUAUGUUGAUAUUUAUGACUAUUGAAUUUGAAUAGUUUAUAAUUGAGUAACUGAGUAAAUUUUGAUCUAGAUCUAUACAUUUGUUUGACAAUUCUCAUUACAUUCUUUCAUUACAUUAUAACCAUUGAUUGAACUUCUUAUUAUUGUAUAAUACACACAUGUAAAAUAAUUGACACACAUUGUAUUGAUAGCGAUAACAGUACAUUCUUUUCUCACUUAAUUAACUACACAAAGCAUUAAACAUGUCAUCCUAUGACAAAAUAUUAGAGCUAGUGAAAAUCAUGGAACUAGAAGGGGAUGAGAAAAAGGAAUUUAUCAAAAAAGAAUUAGAAAAAGCUGAAAAAGAAAAAGAUAGAAUAGAAAGGAAAGAAAGGGAGGAAAGGGAAGAAAAGAAACAAAUUAGAGAUAGGGAAGAAAGAGCUGCUGAAAGAGCUCAUCAAAAAGAAUUAAAAGAACUAGAAACUAAACAAAGAGAAAGCCAGGACAAAGUAGAGUUAGCCAAACUAGAAGCUGCCAAAACAAAUCCCAACAUUAUAACCCAACAGUCUACAACAAAGCCAUUCAUUUCUAAAUUCCAUAAAUACAAUUCAAAAGAUGAAACACUUGAAAACUAUUUAGUCCAAUUUGAGCAUAUUGCCUCAACUUAUAAUCUUAACAAUGAGGACAUGGCCAAACACCUACUAGCAAAUUUGUCGGGAGAACCCCUCAACAUCAUUUCCACUCUAACAAUAGAUCAAAAGAAAGACUAUGCAGCAGUAAAGACUAGAUUACUAGAACACUUUGGGAAAAAUUCAGACUUCUAUCGUAAGCUGUUCAGGGACACUAAAUUGAAAAAAGAUGGGGACUUCAACAGAAUAAUAUUCGACAUGAGGACUAAUAUGAUAAAAUGGUUAGAGCUAGCAAAAUGUGACAUCAAGGACCCGACACAAAUCCUAGACAUGCUACUUAUUGACAAUGUCCUCAACAACGUGACAGACUUAGUAUUUACUUUCCUUAAAGAAAAAAAGAUCAAGACAGAGACUGAACUGAUAACAAACCUAAAUUUAUUUAAAGACAGUCACCCUGGACACACGAUUGACAAAAGAGACCUACACCAACUCGUAGCCACAGCAACAACAUUCAACAACAACAAUGAUAAAUUCAAAUGGUCCAACACCAAGACUUGUUUCAAUUGUGGGAGAAAAGGUCACGUGAAAAACCAAUGCAAAGCUCCUAUAAACUACAAUAACAAUUACAGAUACAGAAGCUAAUUUGUUGAAUCUGGGAAGAAAUGGGCAUAUUGAAUGGUUAUCAUUAUGAAA
Molecule: messenger RNA, 5053 nt
Organism: Biomphalaria glabrata
Lineage: Eukaryota; Metazoa; Mollusca; Gastropoda; Planorbidae
Product: DNA ligase 1-like
Exons: 10
Coding region: 3995-5002 (335 amino acids)
Molecular function (GO): zinc ion binding; nucleic acid binding
Source: RefSeq, a predicted model, not a curated record